AUGCCUUCUCACAAGUCCUUCCGCACGAAGCAAAAGCUCGCCAAAGCGCAGAAGCAGAAUCGCCCAAUCCCACAAUGGAUCCGUCUACGCACUGGCAAUACCAUCCGGUUCGUGCUUGCUCAUGCUACACUCCCUGAACGCUUGUGUAAAGGGCCAGCAUCCAGUGCGACGCGGCCGCGGCCCAUGUGCAGGGAUGUUGGUGAGGACGAAGGCUGA
This is a messenger RNA of Letharia columbiana, 216 nucleotides long. RefSeq lists its product as uncharacterized. The transcript is spliced from 2 exons. Gene Ontology annotation, biological process: translation. Gene Ontology annotation, molecular function: structural constituent of ribosome. Gene Ontology annotation, cellular component: cytosolic large ribosomal subunit; ribosome. The record is from RefSeq and is a predicted model, not a curated record. The coding region runs from base 1 to 216 and encodes 71 amino acids. NCBI's taxonomy places the organism in Eukaryota, Fungi, Ascomycota, Lecanoromycetes, Lecanorales, Parmeliaceae.